Molecule: messenger RNA, 1763 nt
Organism: Rubroshorea leprosula
Lineage: Eukaryota; Viridiplantae; Streptophyta; Magnoliopsida; Malvales; Dipterocarpaceae
Source: the annotation of a GenBank genome assembly
AAAGCCAUGGAUUUGAGUUCUAAGAAGGGAAUCCAGAGGUAGAAAGCCACCUCGCCACCGGAAGAUCUGCUUCCAUAAGAAGUUACCAUCCAUAUUCUAUCGAGAUUAACCAUGGAUGCAGAAGAGGAAAGAGAGAAGAAAAGAGUCAAACUUUUAGAUGAUCCUUCCAACAGAGCGAUGGUCCAGAGAGAUCUUCAUGAUCUUCCACUGGAUAUGCUGCUCGAAAUCCUAUCAAGACUCCCGAUCGUCUCUCUGAUCCACUUCAAGACCACUUCCCAUGGCGGCUAUGAUUUAAUCGCCGAUCCAGGACUCCCUCUGAUGUUCCGCAACCGGGUAAACGACUCAAACCCAUGUCUGAUUCUGUACAACGGCAAUUUUGUUGCCUCCGGUCCCUGGCAACUCUAUUUUGUGGAUAGUGAGGGUUGUAGUCGAAGGGUUAGGAAAAUCGACCCACCACAUCAUUCAGAAGUUGAUAAUCUGGUGGGUUCUUGUCACGGGCUGUUAUGCUUAUCCUUAAUCGAUGGUUCAUCGGCGUCUCACAGUCUGCUAAUUUACAAUCCUUUUGUUGGAGACGCUGUGAGAGUCCCACCAGCGAAUCCAUUUCCUAAUCAAAUUGAAGUUUUUGGAUUUGGGUUUCAUCCGAGGACAGGAGAGUUCAAAGUGAUCAGGAUUUUGUGGUACAAGAAGAUCUUGACAUUCGUAGAUCCGGCGCUAGAUGUGGAAGAAGUGGAAGAAGUGAACGAAGGAUUCGCCAUCGUUGAUAAAUUAAUGGUUCAGGUGUUUACCGUAGGAACAACAGAGUGGAGAGAGAUAGAAGCUACGCCUCCACAAUUUAAGCAUGUAAUCGGACCACCUGAGGCUCUAGUUGAAGGAUCUCUCCAUUGGGUGCGUGUUGUUGAUAGGGGAGGACUCGGUCUUAUCUUUGGUAUUAUCUCCUUCGAGCUUGCAGAUGAGGUGUUUGAAGAAAUUCCGCACCCACCUUGUCAACAACUUGUGUCACGUGGCUACAGUCUUUCCGUGCUCAGUGGGUAUCUAUCGGCAGCUGGGUUAGUUGAUGCUGGGCAUUUUGAUAUCUGGAUGAUGAAGCAAUACCAUGUUGAGGAAUCUUGGGUAAAACAAUUCUCCUUUGAUCCCUAUUUUGCUGGUGGAUGGCCAAGCUAUUCAAAAAUAUUUCCCGAAGUUAUAUGCGCACUGAAGAAUGGUGAGAUUCUGUUGCAGUAUGAUGACAGUUCUCUGGUUUCUUUUGAUCCUGUGGAAAACAGAUUCAAGACUCUUCAAAUGAGUGGGUUACCCGAUGAGUUCCAGGCACUUCCUUUUCUACCUUCCCUUUUCGCGGCAAAAGCAACCAUGAAUUCGCAAGUUUAAGUUCUCUUUGCAAGACCCUACUACUAGCUUUUAGUUUGUGUUGAAUCUUUGAUCAUCAAUGCAUCAGUAACAUUGAAUGGUGAUUGAAGAUUUUGCUUCAAGCUGGGUGGGAAGAUUAGUAAGAGCUUUAUGUCCUGAAGCAAGGGAAGAUUGUGUUGGAGUGUAACGAGAAAGCUCUGGUUUCUUAUGAUCCUAGAACCAACAGGUUCAAGGCUCUAAAGAUCAACCGGCUCCCGUAGCAGUUCCAAGCUUUUGCUUUCCAGUAUACUCUGUUCUCAGUAAAGGAAACCUUUGAAAUAAUCUUCACAACCCUUCUUUAGUAUACGGAUAUAUAAUUUCGCCUGCUUUGGUCAGGCUUCUAUUGUUUCUAUAUUGAUUAAUUAAUCAUGUUUUGUAGU